AUGCAGGGCUCUCUUCUUCUCGCUCUCGGUGCCUUGAGCACCAUGGCUACCGCCUACGACCUCCCCGACAACCUUAAGAAGAUCUACAACGACCACAAGUCUGGUACCUGCAGCAACAAGCUCUCGGGCACCUUCACCGGCGGCGCUGCGUACUGCGGUGACAUCAGCAACGUCAUCUACCUCAAGGGCGGCAAGGGCAACUACGACAACAUGGAUGUGGACUGCGACGGCGCCAACAACAGCGGCGGUGACUGUGCCAACGAUCCCAGCGGCCAGGGCGAGACUGCCUUCAAGGACACCGUCAAGGGCUACGGCAUUGGCGACCUCGACGCCAACAUCCACACCUACAUUGUCUUUGGUAACGAGGGCGGCAAGACCACCUUCAAGCCCCAGGACCACGGCAUCAAGCCCCUCUCCCUCAUGGCUGUUGUUUGCGGCGGCAAGCUCCACUACGGUAUCUGGGGUGACACCAACGGCGGCACUUCCACCGGCGAGGCUUCCAUUGCCAUGGCCAAACUUUGCUUCCCCAAGGACGGUCUCAACGGCAACAAGGGCCACGAUGAGAAGGACGUCAUGUACAUUGCCUUUUCUGGCAAAGAUGCUGUCCCCGGCAAGGAUGGCGCCAAGUGGAAGGCCAAGAACCAGAAGGAGUUCUCCGACUCGCUCAAGACUCUUGGUGACAAGCUUGUCAAGGGCCUGUAA
[Torrubiella] hemipterigena is the source of this 702-nucleotide messenger RNA. Lineage: Eukaryota; Fungi; Ascomycota; Sordariomycetes; Hypocreales; Clavicipitaceae. The record is from the annotation of a GenBank genome assembly.